AAGUUGACCCGACAACCGCUUGGAUUUACUUCACCGACCGAAACCUCAGCGUCCUCGUCGAACCGAACUUCCGGACCGACAUGCUGUCUGCGGGGCUGCUGGCGUCUCUGCUGAGCGUGUCCUUCGGCCUGUGGGCUCCCGCGGUCCGGGCGGCGUCCUGCGAGCUGGUCCGGAUCCCGCUGUGCCGGUCCAUGCCGUGGAACAUGACCAAGAUGCCGAACCACCUCCACCACAGCACGCAGGACAACGCGGUUCUGGCCAUCGAACAGUUCGAGGGACUCUUGAGUACCAACUGCAGUCCAGACCUCCUUUUCUAUCUGUGCGCCAUGUACGCUCCCAUCUGCACCAUUGACUUCCAGCAUGAGCCCAUCAAACCCUGCAAGGCUGUGUGCGAGCGUGCUAAAUUUGGUUGUGAACCAGUCAUGAAGCGCUACAACCACAGUUGGCCCGACAGCCUGGCCUGCAGCGAGCUGCCGCUGUAUGACCGCGGGGUCUGCAUCUCGCCUGAGGCCAUCGUCAAAGCUGAGGGACCAGAUCCGUACUACCAGGACCCAGCCAGGUGCAACCCAGAAUCCAGCCCAGAUUUCCCCAUGGACUCCAAUAACCUGCACUGCAGAGGACCAAAUGCAGGUCCCUGUCGAUGUAAGACUGUCCGUCUCGGAUUGAAAACAUACGAGAGGAACAAUUAUAACUAUGUGAUCAGGGCAAAGGUUCGGGAGGUGAGGAACCGAGGGUUGGAGCCCACAGCCGUGGUGGAAGUGAAAGAAGUGCUGAAGUCGUCUCUGGUUCAUAUCCCCCGGGACACACAGACGUUGUACUACUCCUCUUCCUGCCUGUGUCCUCCUUUGUCAGCCGGCGAGGACUACCUGAUCAUGGGCUAUGAAAACGAGGAGACAUCCAGGUUGCUCUUGAUUGACAGCUCCAUUGCUCAGAAGUGGAAGGACAAAAUUGGCAGGAAGGUCAAGAGAUGGAAUCAAGUGGUGCAGGGUCGAGGACGAGCAUCUCAGCGCCAGAGUCGCAACUGAGGCCCAGAGCCGAGUGUACGUGCACAUUCCCGUGCAUGUGCAGAUAUUGCACUAUGGAGGGAUGUCGUCGCUGAAUGUCAUUUCAUCUAUCAGACUGCUCUGUCAUUUAUUCUCUUUGCACAAACAUCACUUCAUGUUUUAAGUCUGUACAUAUUUGAUGAAGUACUGAAUGAAAUGGGAGGAGGUUCACAGUUGUAGUACUAACCCAUACAGCACAUCUCCAUGGUUACCACUAUAGCCUGUAAUUACCCCAGAUGUCAGAUUGUUAGCAUGGUGACGUAAUUCAACUCAGAACGUGGACUCUGGUGACGGUAAAGAUGGUGUGUUAACAUCAGCACAAACAGCAACAUGGUUUAAGUCUGAUUGUUCCACCGCGACUUCACAGUCCAAAACAUGACACAAGCUGAAGUUAGUGCAAGAAACCUAACUUUGUAAAUGCUCUGCACAGAUCUUUGAACAAUUAAACUUCAUCUGA
This is a messenger RNA of Thalassophryne amazonica, 1500 nucleotides long. RefSeq names its product frizzled related protein (gene frzb). The transcript is spliced from 8 exons. Lineage: Eukaryota; Metazoa; Chordata; Actinopteri; Batrachoidiformes; Batrachoididae. Gene Ontology annotation, molecular function: Wnt-protein binding. Bases 81 to 1025 code for a protein of 314 amino acids. Gene Ontology annotation, biological process: canonical Wnt signaling pathway; non-canonical Wnt signaling pathway. The record is from RefSeq and is a predicted model, not a curated record. Gene Ontology annotation, cellular component: cytoplasm.